CAAUGUUUUCAAGAAACAUCAAAUUUUCGAUGUUUCAGGUUAUGUUUAGUACAAAUUCGAAAAUUAUUAGCUAACUAAUUCACAAUGGCUAGGAACGCUGAAAAGGCAAUGACAACUUUGGCUCGUUGGCGAGCAGCUCAACUGGGUGAAAAUGAAAAGCACAAGAAACGAAGACCAUAUCUAGCUUCUGAAUGUAAAAGUUUAUACGCUUGUGAGAAAUGGCGUAUGCAAAUAAUCAGGGAAAUAGCGAAAAAGGUGGCUCAAAUUCAAAAUGCCGGGUUAGGCGAAUUUCGUAUUCGCGAUUUAAACGAUGAGAUUAAUAAGUUGUUGCGGGAAAAACGACACUGGGAGGCGCAAAUUAAAGAAUUGGGGGGUCCUGAUUAUCAAAGGGUAGGCCCGAGAAUGUUGGAUCACGAAGGAAAAGAAGUACCUGGAAAUCGUGGGUACAAAUAUUUUGGAGCGGCUAAGGAAUUACCAGGUGUUCGAGAGCUGUUUGAGCAGGAACCCCCGCCACCGCCAAGGAAGACGCGUGCCGAAAUGAUGAAGGACAUCGACGCUGACUAUUACGGCUACAUGGACGACGACGACGGGAUUCUAAUACCUUUAGAGAUGAACGCUGAGAAAAUUUCUAUUCAAAAAACCGUUUCGGAAUGGAAAGAAAAUAAAGAUAAACGAAUGGAACAAGGAAAUGAUGAGGAGUCUAGUGAAGAAGAAGAGGAUAUUUAUGCUGUUUCAAAAUCUGAUGAUGAAAUGGAUACUUCUGAUUGGGAUGGAAAACAACGUUUUACUGCACAUGUUCCAGUUCCGACUCAACAAGAAGUGGAACAAGCGUUACUUAAGAGACGGAAACAAGAAUUAAUGGAAAAAUAUGGGGCGCAAGACAGUUUAUAAUUAUAAUACCUUACCUUUACAAAAUAAAGCUGUUCGUUUUUUUAAUUUCCAACUUUUAAAAUUCCCCUACAUAAG
Messenger RNA from Onthophagus taurus, 966 nucleotides. Its product is annotated as pre-mRNA-splicing factor ISY1 homolog. Lineage: Eukaryota; Metazoa; Arthropoda; Insecta; Coleoptera; Scarabaeidae. Gene Ontology annotation, biological process: generation of catalytic spliceosome for second transesterification step. The record is from RefSeq and is a predicted model, not a curated record.